Molecule: messenger RNA, 2538 nt
Organism: Amoebophrya sp. A25
Lineage: Eukaryota; Dinophyceae; Syndiniales; Amoebophryaceae
Source: the annotation of a GenBank genome assembly
GCUCUCCCGAGUGUUAUCUUGGCUGCGGAGAAGUAGGCACGGCGAUCGACGUAUGGUCUUUCGGCGAGAUCGUGCAUGAGAUACUGACUGGUGAGCGGCUGUUAAAUUGGAAUCCAUUAGAGUGGAUGAGCAGCACAAAGAACGCUGGUCUAGUGCGGAAACCGCAUCCGCAGAGACUGGACAAAGAAUGGCAGAAGGAGACGUUUGAGACGCGCAAUGGUGCAGUUUGCAACCCUUCAAUCGAGUUUUGCGCGAUGCACUUGUUCGAGACACAGUGUGAGCUGGGUGCCAUGCCGCUGACCCUCAUCGAUCGGGCCGUUGCGGUCGAGAGCAAGCACGUGCGAGAACUCUUUGGUCGUAAUGCGAGAGAACAGAAGUUCCGCCUCACUUCGCAAUAUCACUUAGACAUUCCAAAACGCUUGUACGAGGUCACUUUUGAGCGAUUCUCCACUGCCUUUUUCGAGCAAACCCGACGAGAACGGAAUCGCAGCAGCUGUGGCAGACUGUUGUGGUCGCCACUCUUAGAGGAAUGCGGUCCACAUACCCCAUCCUGCUUUCCUGAAGAGGACGGAGAACAAGAUGAAGAUGAAGAUGAAGAGAUGAGGCCAUUUUCUGGUGAAGUAGAUCAGAAGUCAGUAAAGGACAUGGAGAAACAUCGUGGUGAACAAGACCAACAAGAUGAUCAUGAUGAACAGAAGAACAGGGAGAAAACUUCAAGAACAGCUGCUCGACUCAUGGCUCCUGGCAAUGUGAACCCAAGGGAGGCUCUUCUUGACCUUCAGGAGAAGUCAGACCUUGGGACCUCCUCUUCUAAGACAGCACAAUCUUCUUCGUCCUCCUCCCAUCGUUCUCCUCGGUCUCCACUGGCGCUUGAGGGUCUAGCAUCACCCAUGAAGAGCGAUGUCGAGCCGGCUAGAAGCACUGGUGGCAAGAAUUAUCCGGGCAAGACGAGUCAACAGGAGCGACGUGGUGGAAGUGGACUAGGACGUCCUUCGUCGAACAAAGGGAAAGUUGCAACAGCGGAAUCGCUGAUCCAGCGUGCGCGAAAACGUGCGGAGAGAGCGGAAUCAUUGAUUCUAGCAGCCCUUACCUAUGACCCAGAAAAGCGUAUCGCAAUGAACGAUGUUUUGCGUCACCCAUUUUUUGAAGAUGAGGAUACGACGUGGUUGAAAUCAUGCCUCGUACCCUUCGGAGGUAUGGAUGGUCAUGAUAAUAUCAACAUGAUGGAAGACGAAGAAUCUGUCGACGAAGAGCUUUUCAUCAGUACUACUUGAGCUUAGUUUACUCGAAUUCUGAAAAUGUCCGAGUUAUUGACUGAAAUAAGGGAGGUAGCUUUGACAGGGUUACUCGGCCUUGUUCAGUAUCUCGCUUAUUUUAAGUAGUUACGCGCUUAUUUCAGGUUAUCGAAAUCGAAUAGAUUUAUCUGAGUAAAAUUUCUAGAAAGCAGGGAGGAGUAUCAUUUACAAGCUGCUGCUAUGGGUCUGGGAUAAUAGAAUAGCCUAAAGCAUUAUGUUCAUGGAACAACGCAAAUCCUACACGUCUAGACUUCGUAGUAUGAUAACAUUUAUAUUUUCAUAUGGAAGUUACAGUUAGAGUUACGGGUCGUAAGCUUAACAACGUCGUGAUCCUCGCAUAAUUUGAUUGUUCUUAUCGGCAUCACGACAUUUCAGUUUUGGUUGGUACAACUAUUAUUUGCAUACUUAAUCUAACCUAGCCAACAUUUUUACCAUUACCAUUUUUGUACAGAUGAAGCAAGAUGAACAACGAACAUUACCCUACCUGAGCAUAAUCAUUCGUCGAAAGUUAUGUACUAUUCCUAUAAUUGCAACAUCAUGAUCAGUUGUAACUGUAAUGCCUCAACAACAUAGCUAAUGACUUUAGUCAUGAUUACGAUUAUAGGCUCUGUCUUUAUUGUAAUUAUUGUGUUUUUAUUCGGAGCAUUGAUUGAUUGAUUAGGAUUACAGUCUUGAUGUCUUUACUGUACUUCUCCUUCUCGCAUUAGUGGUCGUUGUAGAGGUCGUACUGACAUUAUCAGCACAUCACAAGUUGAAGUUACUUAGCCGAUCAACAUGGUUGUACUCUUUAAUGCACUUUUUUUCGUACUACUACCGAGGAAAAUAGAAGUACCCUCAAGAAUAUAAUGGAAAAAUACCUAUCGAAGUCCUUCGUCUACUUCACAUCAGGACAUAACGAAUUGAUAAUGAAUCAUAUCGAAGAUCCUAUUUGUUUUCCUGUACAGAAGCAGAACUGACAUUCACUCUUCACCGUUUUAUCCUAUGGAUUCUGCCUCAUUUCAAAGUUUACGUUCUACCCUACUUGAAAUUCAAGUCUUGAAUUUGUAAUUCUUGUAACUACUAAAUCAUAUGGUCGUGCUCCUGCAAUGAUCUACUACGCAGCCCUAGUAAGGACCAUAAGCCUAGGUCAGAAUGACUCCCAACAUUCCCGCUGUUUGCAAUCGAUGGCAAGGUCUUCCUAGAAAUGAUGAAACUUCUAACUAGUAGAAACGGGUCAAACUGUGGACGGCGAGCCAACUCCUAC